AUGGACGGGGUACCUUCGAGGAAAGUGGCUCAGGUUGAGACCGGCUCUCAUCAUGUCAAGUUUAAUAUCGGCGAGCGGGCUGACAGUGCUGAUAAUCGGUUGGAUGAGCCGGACAUAGCUGGAAAACAUGAGAAUGGCUAUUUUAUUGAUACGGCGAACUAUGUGAAUUCACCUUCUAGGAGCGAGUCUGUAUCGUCUUUAUCUGAACCUUCUUAUAAUUCAGAAUGGUCGCUCACGUCGAAAGAUCGCUGCAAAAGAGAUGUAAGUGUUAUUUUAUUUCCAUUUCUUCUUAUAUUUUGUUUCUUUUAUGUUUUUAUGGAUGGCUCUGCGAUUUUAGGUAUUGGUAGAACUUUACGAUUUAAAAUUGAAUGAUGUUUGUCUGAUGGAUGGAGUUUGGGAGGAGACUGCAAGAUGGAUAAAAUACGAAGAGGACGUUGAAGGUGUUGACCACAGAUGGGGACAACCUCACGUGGCUUUUCUUUCAUUCCAUGCCCUUUUACAGUUGAGAAAAUGCAUUGCCAAGGGUGAGUAAUUUGUAAGACUUUAAAUAAAUUUUGUGCAGGAACAUUGAUACUGGAUGUAAAUAUAGAUGGUUUUGAUCAUAUGUGUGAGGCAAUUUCGAAGGCGAUCACUUCCGAAGGCCAUUGUCCUGUGAGUGCCGAGAAGAUCAAAGAAAUGUUACUGUUACAACAUAAGUAAGGCCGGCCUUGAUCUGAAAAAAACAAUGUUUUUAGUCGGGUUUAUGAUCGGAGACAGUCAAAGAUCUCUGUCGCCGCGAGUUCGUUCUUUGAUUCCGCUCGAAGGCCGAUUCGAAGCAAUUCUGCGUUGCCGUUGAAUGCAAAGAUUUCCGACUUUCCCAAUUCCAGCAAAAGUUACCGUAACUCUGUUUGUAAACCUCCGUUUGAUUCCAUCACCGAAUCAGAGAAAGUCGGAGAAGGUAGUGGCAAAGAUCCGUUGCUUGUACCGUAAGUUAUCGGAUGCCUGGCUUUACCUAAAUCACAGAAAUUUAUCCGCCUUUAGCAAAAGAAAAUGGUCGGCCCAGAACUCGAGAAGAAGAUCCAUAUCGCAGAUUGUGAGCUCGACAUUAAAUGAGUGAGUUUAUUUGGUAAAAUGCUUAUUGUGAUCUCAGAUUACGCAAUUCCCAUUCAAAGGACGAUCCUUUGCAUAACUUCAAAGGAGACAUUGUACUCAAAAAUCUCCCAGAAAACACGGAAUCUGCGCAGGUAAGUAUAAUUAUAUUUUUUCCUUAUUUUAUAUUUAAUUCUGCGUCUUCUAGGUGUUUGUUGGUUCAGUUCCCGACUUGAAGAAGGUCCGUUGUGUGAUGCUCCGACUUCAGAAGCCGACUUUUAUCAAAGAGAUUGUGGAUCACACACUUCCAGUAAAGUUCGUAUUUGUUAUUUUGGGGCCUCCAUUGAUCGAUUUAUCAUAUCAUGAAUUAGGAAGAGCUCUCUGCACUUUGAUGGCAAAUAAGGUGAGUGCUUCGACAUCUUGGUUAGGGAUAUAUCGUCAAUUAAAGUCGAGCUUAAAGUAAAUAAAUCGGGGAUCUUCUUCCGGGACUCCUUUUGCAGACAUUUACUUCUUGUUUUAACCUUCUUUUGCGUCCUUUUUCUUUUUACAGUGUAAAGACACAAAAGUAAGACUUUUUUUUAAGUAAUAUUUAAAUUUUUUUGUGAUUCUCAUUCGAAACUCAAUUAUGACUUUGGGUAUAGCGAACUGUUUGAAAUUCUUCGAGCAGAACAUGGUCGCAUCACUGACAAACCCUUUGUCGAGUGUUGUUAUAAUUAGAGUUAGGAGUCCGUCAAGUGGUCAAUACGGUUUUUCUUGCUCAUUCUUUACAACACGGGUCCCGCACUGACCGUGACCAUUCAGAUCUCGCAGAGCUAACGCAGAUUUUCCAUGUUUUUAUCAUCCAUUUACCGUAACGAAUUACUUAUAACUCUUUACUUUAUAAAAUAUAAUUUCCAGGACUUCAACUGUUUUGCCUACAGUGCGGCUUGCCGAGGUCAACUAAUUCGUGCUAUCGAUAACUUCUUGGACGAAUCGGUGGUAAUCCCACCGGGCGAGGUAAGCGUGAGGCGGAAUCGGAGAUCAGAGUGAUAAGCAGUUGUGAUCAGCCGCUUUUCAGGUGGAUUCAAAGCGUUUGUUGUCAGGAAAUGAGAUCAAGAAGGCCUUGAAGCGUCGCCUCCACGAGAUCGAGAUGACCCGCCAGAAAGGUUCGUUCAAGGAGGGUCAGCUAGUAGUCCGGUUUAAAACAAUGCUUGUUUCAUGACGAAAGAUUCUUUCAGAGGAAAAUGUUGUUGAACAGACCAAAAGGAUGACUAAGACCGUCCCCAUCAAGAGUUAUCGCUUCUUCAAUGGAAUGAUCAACGAUUUGACCAAUCGAAUUCCCAAGUACGGCUCGGAUUUCUCGGAUGCACUCAACUUUCAAUGCCUGACCAGUGUCGUCUUUAUGUUUUUUGCCAGUUUUGCACCGGCGAUUACGUUUGGAGGUCUUCUAGGUGAGUGUUUUUAAUCUUCAAAUAUAGUAUAAGGUAAAUACACCAAUGAGAAGAUCGGGAUGAUUGAGACUUUAUUCGCGCAAUGCAUUUGUGGCAUCAUCUGGGGUCUUUUCUCUGCCCAGCCGCUUCUUAUCAUGAGUGCCACUGGUCCUGUUCUCAUCUUUGAAGCCAGUUUGUAUACUGUAAGUGCACAUAAUGCGAUGUAUAAUGUCGUGUUUUAGUUCUGUGAAUCUUUAUCCCUGGAUUUUAUGGUCGUUCGAUUGUAUGCGGGGAUGUGGAUUUUAGUGAUAUCUAUUCUGAUUGUGGCUUUAGACGGAUCCAGACUGCUUCAUUAUGUCACUAGAUUCACCGAGGACAUCUUUGCCACAUUAAUAUCGGCCAUUUUUAUCGCCGAGAGCUUGGAGUUUGUGUAUCAUGUAAGGAUUUUCCACACGAUUAGAAAAAUUGUUUUAGACAUUCAAAGAGAAUCCCGUCGAGAACUUUGAUUAUUACGAAAGUAUUCAUUACCAGUGCAAUUUAACCAUCAUCCAACUGAAUAAAUCGAAGGAAAUUAUGGCUCAAAGAUCCCCGUCUGAUGUCUUCAACUUUCCAUGUCCAAUGGCGGAGCCUAAUACGGCUUUGCUCACCGCCAUCAUAAUGUUCAGUACUUUCGCCCUUUCGUUUUUACUCAAGAAAUUACGAGAAAGUUUUUAUUUAGGGAGACAUGUAAGUAAAGUUAUAUCUCCAAUGCUUUCUUUCAGCUGCGCAGAGCGAUUGGCGACUUCGGAGUCCUCAUUUCCAUCGCAAUCGUGGCCAUUCUGGUCCAACUUUCUAUUCCGGAUACUUAUCUCCAGGUAUCUUCGCUCAUUUGAAGGUUUUCAUUUCCAUUUCAGAGGCUGGACAUGCCCGAUCACAUUAAUUUCACCAAUCCGCAAAGUCGUGGCCACGGUCUCAUUAUAACGGAUAAAAUCACAAAAGAAAACUUUCAUGGCAUCUUUAUCGCUUUGAUUGCAGCUCUUCUGGUAUUUAUUCUCUUAUUUGUAGAGACAGAAAUUACGGAGUAAGUUGGAUCACUGUAAACUGACACAAUCCUAGGCUACUUUUGUCUCGAAAAGAAAGGGGAUGUGUAAAGGGAAGUGGGAUGAACUGGGAUCUUAUUCUGAUUGGUGUUUGUGCCCUCCUGUGCUCAAUAUUCGGCCUUCCUUGGAUGUGUGCUGCAGCGGUUCAAUCCCUGGCUCAUUGCUCUUCCCUUACAGUAACCAAAAAGAAAGCACCUGGGGCCAGAUUAGGUAAAGUUGUUUUACAAUUUUAAAUAGAUUUCAGAGGUCGAAAGAGUGAUCGAACAAAGAGUGACCACUAUCGGAGUCUCCUUGUUAAUUGGAGCCAUUGCCUUCGCUGGAUCUUACCUUAGACUACCAAUGGCAUCUCUUUUUGGUGUUUUCUUUUAUCUCGGCGUUAUGAAUAUGUGUGGAGUACAACUGAUUCAGAGAGUUGUGUUAUUCUUCAUCCCCGAGAAGUAUCUUCCAGUCACACCAUACACGGAGCAGGUCGGGAUCUGGCGGAUGCAUAUGUUUACAUGGAUCCAAAUCGUGUGUCUUGUCUUUGUAUACAUGGUGAAGCAUUAUAAGAAGACAGCCCUGGCUUUCCCCUUUGUCCUCAUGUUAUUCAUCACCUUAAGAGAGUUAGUUCUACCGAAAAUAUUCUCAGACAAGGAGCUCAAAGCGGUAAGUGAAAGUUGAAUACGAAGGUUAUCAUCCUAAUUUAGUUGGAUGGAGAAGAAGACGAGGACGAAGAAUGGAUGGACAAGGAUUUCUACGAAAACGCUCCUAUUCCGGUCUAA
Bursaphelenchus xylophilus (pine wood nematode) is the source of this 4317-nucleotide messenger RNA. Lineage: Eukaryota; Metazoa; Nematoda; Chromadorea; Rhabditida; Aphelenchoididae. The record is from the annotation of a GenBank genome assembly.